AAUUGGUGGGUGAUUUAAUACCUAUACAAGAAAAACUUGGUAUAGAUAUCAAUCCCAUUUUAGAAGCGGAACUUAGAAGGGAUAAAGCCUCUUCAGAUAAACCAAUUAGAUUAUUUGAUUUGCUUUUAUGCUUAGAAGAUGAUAUAGUGACAAUUCAGGAAAAAAUUGGUAUUGUUAGCUAUACUAAUCAAGAAAUGGCAGAAGAAGCUGAUAAAAAUGCAAGAGUAUACCUCCAAAAGUUUGAGGAAUUUCACGGUCCCUUAGAAGAUGAUCUAGGUGUGGUAUUGGGGAACUUCAUUGAUAGGGGAGUAAAGAAAUUUUGGUUUACAGGGGAGGGACUACCAUUAUUGCCGAAUGUUUCUCUUCAACAAUUACAUGAAGUUUUCGUCAAAAAAUCGGCUAACGUCGGUCGGUGUCCAUGUCUAGAAUCAAAAGUAAAGCAAGGGAAAUUAUCACAGAUAUAUAUACAACACAGCAAAUAA
Molecule: messenger RNA, 482 nt
Organism: Dentiscutata erythropus
Lineage: Eukaryota; Fungi; Glomeromycota; Glomeromycetes; Diversisporales; Gigasporaceae
Source: the annotation of a GenBank genome assembly